AUGGCUACAGGAACUAUUGGCUUACUCGCAGCAUUUGAUGCAAAAACUCAAACAUGGGAAGAAUAUUCUGAAGUACUGGAGCAAUUUUUCGUGGCUAAUGGAAUCGAAGACGAGGGUAAGCAAAGAGCUAUUCUCAUAAGUGUUGUGGGACCACAAACUUACAGUGUGAUGCGAAAUCUUCUUAGCCCAACAAAACCAAGUGAAAAGACUUAUCCGCAAAUGGUAACGAUGCUAAAAAAUCAUUUCAAUCCGAAGCCAAGUGAGAUUGUACAGCGGUUUAGAUUUGAUUCAAGAAUGAAGAAGCCGACAGAGACGGUGACAGAAUAUGUAGCAGAGUUGCGUCGUCUGGCACAAGAUUGUAAUUAUGGAGCAACUUUAAACCAAAUGCUGAGGGAUCGACUUGUGUGUGGCAUAGAUGAUGAUCGGAUUCAGAGAAGGUUGCUCUCAGAAGCAAAUCUGACAUUUGAGACUGCUUUUAAAAUUGCAGUAGCCACUGAAGCCGCAAGCAAAAAUGUGCUCGAUUUACAAAAUAAAUCCGGCGUACAGGCAUGUAACAGCGUCUUGUUUAAAGAGAGGAAACCUGAUCGCUGGAAAAAGGGAGAAACUGGUGAACAAAAAGAAUUCAGGGAAUGCUACAGAUGCUGUGGAACAAACCACAAAGCAAACAAUUGCAGAUUUAAGAAGGAUAAAUGUUAUGUGUGUGAAAAAAUAGGUCAUAUUGCCAGGGCCUGUCGCAACAAAAGCAAACAGAGUGAACCCGCAAUAAGUGGAAAAGGGAUUGAUAACCUUUGA
Rhinichthys klamathensis goyatoka is the source of this 792-nucleotide messenger RNA. RefSeq lists its product as uncharacterized. Gene Ontology annotation, molecular function: nucleic acid binding; zinc ion binding. NCBI's taxonomy places the organism in Eukaryota, Metazoa, Chordata, Actinopteri, Cypriniformes, Leuciscidae. The transcript has 2 exons. The coding region runs from base 1 to 792 and encodes 263 amino acids. The record is from RefSeq and is a predicted model, not a curated record.